This is a messenger RNA of Nannospalax galili (Upper Galilee mountains blind mole rat), 3786 nucleotides long. RefSeq lists its product as uncharacterized. NCBI's taxonomy places the organism in Eukaryota, Metazoa, Chordata, Mammalia, Rodentia, Spalacidae. The record is from RefSeq and is a predicted model, not a curated record. Gene Ontology annotation, biological process: virion assembly; proteolysis; DNA integration. Gene Ontology annotation, molecular function: zinc ion binding; RNA-DNA hybrid ribonuclease activity; nucleic acid binding.
CAGGCUCUAACUGCUUUAAUAGAGUCUAUACUUCUCACCCACCAACCCACCUGGGAGGAUUGUCAGCAACUCCUCCAGGCCCUACUAACCACAGAAGAAAGACAGCGAGUCAUCCUGGAGGCCCGGAAAAAUGUUCCCGGGCAGGAUGGGGGACUCACUCUGCUCCCAAAUGAAAUAGACGCAGGAUUUCCUCUGACCAGACCCAACUGGGACGCUGAAACCGUGGCCGGUAGGGAGCAUCUCCGUCUUUAUCGCCAGACUCUGCUAGUGGGUCUCAAAGGGGCCAGAAGGCGCCCAACCAAUUUGGCAAAGGUACGUGCUAUAAUCCAAGGAGAAAGUGAAACCCCCGCAGGGUUUCUAGAAUGAUUGAUAGAGGGAUAUCAGAUGUACACCCCUUUUGAUCCCACAGCCCAGGAGCGUCAGGCAGAUCUUAUUAUGGCCUUUAUAGGACAAUCAGCUCCUGACAUUCGUGGUAAGCUCCAACAGCUGGAGGGCCUUCAGGGGUACUCCUUACAGGAUUUAGUAAGAGAAGCUGAAAGAAUCUAUAAUAAACGAGAAACUUUAGAAGAAAGAGAAGAUAGAAUCAGAAAAGAGCAGGAAGCUAGAGAAGAUAAGAGAGAGAAAAAGAAAAAUAAAGAAUUAAGUCGAAUUCUGGCCACAGUAGUUCAGGGAACAGGACCAGGACCAGGCAGGAACCUGGGAGACAAGAGAAGGCCCCGAGUGGAUAAAGACCAGUGUGCCUAUUGCAAGGAGAGAGGACAUUGGGCUCGAGGAUGUCCGAAGAAGCUGAACAGACUUCAAAAGAAAACAACCCCAGUCCUGACUCUAGGGGACUAGGGAGGUCAGGGUCAGGAGCUCCCCCCUGAGCCCAGGGUAACCUUAAAGAUAGGAGGGCAAUUGACUACCUUCAUGGUAGACACAGGAGCUCAACACUAGGUCUUGACAACAACCGAGGGACCCAUGAGCUCCAAAACAGCCUGGGUCCAAGGGGCCACCAGAGGGAAGACAUACAGGUGGACCGCAGAAAGAAAAGUGGACCUCAGCACAGGACAGGUUUCCCACUCAUUCUUGCUGGUCCCCAACUGUCCCUAUCCCCUUCUUGGGAGAGAUUUACUCUCUAAGCUGGGAGCCCACAUCUACUUCACUAAAAAGGGAGCUACUCUAGAAGGAAAAUAUGGAGCUCCACUACAAGUGCUAACCCUGCAACUGGAAGAUGAACAUCGGUUAUAUGAAGAACCAAUAGAAGGGACUCCUGGUAUAUCUGAUUGGCUAAUUAAAUUCCCUUCAGCAUGGGCUGAAACAGGAGGCCCGAGAUUGGCACCCAAUCAACCUCCAAUAGUGGUCACCUUAAAACCAUCUGCAACCCCGGUUUCAAUCAAGCAGUACCCUAUGAGCAGAGAGGCCCGAGAGGGAAUUAGACCCCACAUUCGAAGACUUUUACAAAUAGGCAUACUCCACCCCUGCCAGUCCCCUUGGAACACUCCACUGCUCCCCGUAAGAAAGCCAGGGACGAAUGACUAUUGACUGGUUCAAGACCUAAGAGAAGUUAAUCAGAGAAUAGAAGAUAUCCACCCCACUGUUCCAAAUCCCUACAAUCUCCUGAGUUCCUUGCCUCCCAGUCACAGGUGGUAUACUGUACUUGACCUGAAGGAUGCGUUCUUCUGCCUAAGGCUGAGUCUGGUUAGCCAGCCCAUUUUUGCUUUUGAAUGGAAGGACCCUGAAGCUGGAAUAUCGGGGCAACUAACCUGGACACGACUUCCCCAACCAUUCAAGAACUCCCCUACUCUGUUUGAUGAAGCUUUACACCAUGAUCUGGCUGACUUUUGGGUAAGAAACCCACAGAUUAUGCUUCUUCAAUAUGUGGAUGACCUCCUCUUAGCAGCUGAGACAGAAGCUGGCUGUCUGCAAGGUACGGAGGCUCUCCUAUUGAGACUGGGGGAACUUGGACAUUGGGCCUCGGCAAAGAAAGCCCAGAUCUGCUUACAGCAGGUGAACUAUUUAGGCUAUAGGUUAGAGGGAGGGCAACGUUGGCUGACAAAAAGCAGGAAACAGGCAGUAGCCUCUAUCCGCCCACCAACCUCAGCCAGAGGACUCCGAGAAUUCUUUAGAUUAUGGAUACCGGGUUUCGCUGAAAUAGAAGCUCCUCUAUAUCCUUUGACAAAGAAUGGGACCCCUUUUGUCUGGACUGAAGAACACCAGAGAGCGUUUGACAAAAUAAAAAGAGCGUUGCUGAUGGCUCCAGCUCUAGGAUUGCCAGAUUUGACAAAACCUUUCAUCUUAUACAUAGAUGAAAAUAAAGGAAUGGCAAAAGGAGUUCUUACUCAGACUUUGGGACCCUGGAAAAAGCCAGUGGCUUAUCUCUCAAAAAGACUGGACAAUGUAGCUGCUGGCUGGCCCCCAUGCUUGAGAAUUAUGGUGGCAAUAGCAUCCCUGGUAAAAGACUCAGACAAACUCACCAUGGGUCAGCCCCUGACUAUUAUAACACCACAUGCGGUGGAGUCCAUCAUUAGACAGCCCCCUGACAGAUGGCUGUCAAAUGCCAUGGUGACCCAUUACCAAGCAUUAUUAUUGAAUCCAGAAAAGAUUAAGUUUGGCAGCCCGACCACCUUGAACCCCACCAUGCUACUACCAGCUCCUGAAAAAGGUACUGAGAUUCCCCAUGACUGCCAGCAAAUACUUGCAGAAACACAUAGGACUAGAGAAGACCUCACCGACCAGCCCCUAAUCGAUGCAGAUGCCACUUGGUAUACGGAUGGGAGCAGUUUUCUGAAAGACGGUGAACACAAGGCGGGGGCGGCGGUGGUUGAUGGAGAAAGGAUAAUCUGGGCCCAAGCCCUGCCAGCUGGAACUUCAGCCCAACAGGCUGAACUAGAAGCCCUAACCCAGGCCCUAAAAUUAGCAGAGGGCAAGAAAGUCAACAUUUACACCGACAGCCGCUAUGCGUUUGCCACAGCUCAUGUACAUGGGGAAAUUUACCGGAGGCGGGGACUCCUCACCUCGGCUGGUAAGAACAUUAAAAACAAAGAAGCAAUAGUGGCCCUUCUGCAAGCCUUGUACUUGCCAAAAAAGGUCAGCAUUAUCCAUUGCCCUGGACAUCAGCGAGACCAGGGGCCGAUUGCUCGGGGAAAUCAGAUGGCAGAUGAAAUUGCCCAUCAGGCAGUGGAAGAUAUUUGUAUUCUCUACACCCAUUUGGACCUUGAGGCUGAAACUGAAGCACAAACAAAGGAGGGAGAUGCUCUUUUCACCUACACUGAGCAGGAUCUGGAACUCGUUCAGAAGCUCAACGCUACUUUGGACCCAGAAUCUAAAAUGUGGAAAUAUCAGAAUCAAAUCAUACUGCCCCGAAAGGCGGCCCUUGAGUUAAUCUCCCAACUCCACCAGUGGACACACCGGGGACACAAGAAACUAAAAACACUAUUAAAAAGAGAAGAACAACACUAUUAUUUCCCGGACCUCAACCAGCUAGUCCAGAAGGUAGUGGGAGAUUGUGUCUCAUGUUCCCUGGUAAAUGCUUCCAGAUCAAAGGUCCCAUCUGGUAGGAGAGAAAGAGGGACACGACCAGGGACUAACUGGGAAGUAGAUUUUACUGAGGUACUCCCAGGAAAGUAUGAUUAUAAAUACCUUUUAGUGUUUAUAGACACUUUUUCAGGGUGGGUUGGGGCUUUCCCCACCUGGAAGGAAACAGCCCAGACUGUGGUGAAGAAACUAAUCAAAGAAAUCUUCCCUCGAUUCGGACUGCCUAAGCUCUAUUUCGAGCUAGAAAAACUCCUGCUAUACACGGUCUAA